Molecule: messenger RNA, 3700 nt
Organism: Oncorhynchus tshawytscha (Chinook salmon)
Lineage: Eukaryota; Metazoa; Chordata; Actinopteri; Salmoniformes; Salmonidae
Gene: znf385b
Product: zinc finger protein 385B
Exons: 9
Coding region: 131-1852 (573 amino acids)
Cellular component (GO): nucleus
Molecular function (GO): nucleic acid binding; zinc ion binding
Source: RefSeq, a predicted model, not a curated record
CUCAGCUCCUCGCUGUCAAAUAUUUGGUGCGCUAGUCAGUGGAGAAGGCAUUUGGAAUAACCGGCCGGCAAGCUGAAAGAACAGAACGGAGACCGUUUUACUUUCCUGACACCCAAGCCUAACCACAGGUAUGAAGACACCGCUGAGUCCUGCCCACUUCAUAGAGCAUGGCCAGAUGGCCUUCCCCUUUCAAGGCUGUCUGGAGCUGAAUCAGCUGAUGGGGAUGGAACCUACCACCAACAGCCAAGCCCAGAUCAACAUGGAUAUACAGCAACAGCAGCAGGAGAAGAAGAACCUGUUCUACUCGAUGUGUGAUGUGUGUAACAUCCAGCUGAACUCCCAGGCUCAGGCCCAGGUGCACUAUAACGGGAGGUCCCACCUGAAGAGGAUCAAACAGAUGAACAAUGGGGAGGUUCCUCCGGCUCCAGGACCAGCUACUGGGUCUCUACCCACCUCUACACUAACCCUUAGUACCAGCACCACCAGCAGUAGUACAGGAAGUUCAUGCCAUAGCAACACACUGCCUGCGCUGGUGCGGAAUCAGUCUCUGAUGAUGCAGUCCACUUUGGAUAUGAAACCCUUUAUGCCCUUCCACCAAGUGGACACCUCCUCUAGUGUGGGACUCUUCCCUAAUUUUAACACGAUGGAUCCCGUCCAGAAAGCUGUAAUAAACCACACGUUUGGAGUCUCCAUCCCUCCGAAGAAAAAACAAGUGAUUUCCUGUAACAUCUGUCAACUCCGCUUCAACUCAGAUAGCCAAGCCGAGGCGCACUACAAAGGCAGUAAACAUGCCAAGAAGCUCAAAGCACAGGAGAACACCAAGAAUAAGCCGCCUAAGAGUUCCCUUCCUCCUCCUCCACUUCCUCCUCCCCUGGACAGUGCUAAGACAAUCACAUCCACAACCUCCACCACCUUGACCAGCAAUGUCACGGGUAGCAACUCUGACCAACCAGAACAAAUCGCAGUGCCUCCUAGCACGGCAGAUAAAACCUUGGCUUCUCCAAAUUCUUUCGUCCCCGUCAUCUCCACCUCCUCCUCCCUGGCAGCUUUAACAGCCAUGGCCGUCCCCAGUCCCUGUAAUCCCGUCCUAUGUGAUCCCACGCCUGCCAGCCCCCCAUCAGCUACACAAGUACAACUACAGGGGCCUGUUAUGAAGAGCAGUGGCAGCAUCAGCACCAAGCCUGUGCUCACGGCCCCCAACACUGCCGCUGCUACAGCAACUCAGCCCACGCCAGAGUCGGAGGAGGAGGAAAAAGCCAAAAAGCUCCUGUACUGUUCGCUUUGCAAAGUGGCCGUCAACUCUCUAUCACAGCUGGAGGCCCACAACACAGGUUCAAAACACAAAACUAUGCUUGAGGCGAGAAACGGCGCAGGCCCAAUUAAGGCCUAUCCCAGACCGGGCUCAAAGCUCAAAGUCCAGGCCACCACCGUGCUGAAAGGCUCCGGACUGCAGAACAAGACAUUCUAUUGUGAGAUCUGUGACGUCCACGUCAACUCAGAAAUACAGCUCAAACAGCACAUCUCCAGCAGAAGGCACAAGGACAGAGUGGCUGGGAAACCGAUGAAACCCAAAUACAGCCCUUACAACAAACAACAACGCAGCUCCACAGUCCUAGCCGCAAAGCUGGCUCUUCAGAAGGACCUGGUGAAGCCUAUCUCCCCUGCUGCUUUCCUCUCCAACCCCUUCUGCCCCACCACUGUCCCCUCUAUCACCUUGCACCCGCGGCCCAACUCCUCUAUCUUUCAGACUGCUGGCCUCCCAGGCUCUAUGGGCUCCAUGGGCUCCUUCCUCCGGGCUGCUCCAGGGCCCAUCCGGCCCACCACCGGCUCUAUACUCUUCGCCCCAUACUGAUUCCUGGAUCGUGACACCAGGGUCGUGUUCAGUAGGCAGAGAAUGAAAGAAAAUGGCAGAAACUGAGUGAAUCAGGGUGGUACUAUCUGAGCUCGUCCACUAAUUAAUGCUUGUUUUUGUCUCCCGUUUUCCCUACGGUGUGCCCUAAUGGACACAACCCUGUGUAUCGGUAUGAGCCAGGGAGCCAGAGGUACAGUAACACAAAGGGGAAAAUGACAUGAGUAGACAAACAGUGACCACGAGUAGACUCCUCUGACCACGUGGAACAGUGAGUGGAUGACAUCCUACUACAGACAGUACCUCCCAGGUGCACUGAACUGAGAGGAAUACUACACUGCGAAGCUUGAACGAACAACAGUGUAUUUAUUUGAUUGAACUUGCCUGUCUGCGUGCGUUGCCCUGAAGCAUGAAGAACAGAGGUAUAGUGGGCUCGCUAAGACCACUGAGGGUCUAAGUAUUGGGAUCUUGUGGAAUAAUAAAGAGCAUCAAACAGCUUCCUGAAUGACUUGAAUUACCAUAGUCUUCCUAUUUGAUUAAAAUAAUGGACAGCUCUAGCUACAUGCGUAUGACAGUGUUCAUCAUAACAGCCCCCAGACAGAAGCGCAGUCAUACCCUAUUCACACUAUAGGGCCAACCUGAACAGCACUGGGCUGGCUUGUAUAUUUUCUUCUCACAUUGUCCUUUCCAGUACGGUUUAAGCAACUACGGUGGAUGUGCAACCAGGUCAGAGCAGUUCAGCGUGGCUCUGCUUGGUCUAGACCAGUAGUGUGAAAAACGGUAUCAUUGCACUUUUACAGUUGUUGCUUGAUGUCAUGAGUCAUGGACUGUACGUUAAUACAGUAAUGCAGUUUUGGCCACGGUUCUGUCCUGGAUUAUGGAAGGCAAAAAGCUGAAUCUCUGUUAUGAUCGUCAAAUAGUCUGGCUUCAACUUACAGUAGAUAUUCAUUGUAAUUGUUUAGUAACAGUGUUCUCAGUUCCUCCACUUUAGAGAGAGAAACCAUUCUCUUGGUUUUUCAGUAAGAGCCAAAUGUUAACUUGAGAUGGAUUCAGGUCAAUGGGAGACUUCAAGUCUGUUAAAGAAAAUGUUAGUUAAAGCUCAAACACACCGGUAGGAUUGUCAAACGUUUGCCUGCCGACAGUACUUAGCACCUCGGAACAGAGUGUCGGCAGUGAAUAUCUUUAGUGUUAACACAGCAAAGACCUUGAAGUCGUCAGCCACUCAGCCUUGUUAAAAUACUCCAAACCAGAAGGUGGCAGUAGCAUUGUUUGGCAAUACAUGUCCAUGUGCGUUCCUUAUGGUCUAGAUUCCAAUGUUAGCUGCAGUGCUAAUGUUGCUAUAUUGUAGAAAGCCCUUGUUGAUACUAGCCAGAUGGCCACAGCUAGAUAACUACCUUGCAAGAUGACGAAGAAACCAUUUCAUUUACUUACCAUAAUCACAUACUGUAGGGUGUCCAAUCAAAACGCAUCUUUUGACCAAUGGGUAAAAUAAUAUGUUAAUUAUUUAUACAAACCCCAACAACAACAAAAAUGGUCUAAACCUCAUGUCUCUAUCAUAAUCUGUUCAAAGCUUAUUGGAGAUGUUAUCCUUGUAGGAUGGAUCAAAUUAGGCUGACUAAAUCAAUGGAGGUCAGAGAAAAAAAAUAGGUAAAAAAUCUGGAGAAUAGCAUUGCAUCAUCUAGGCUGGAUGCUGUGCGAGAAUUAAGGCUACAUAACAGGCUUACCAUUAAACUUGUCAUCUUUCUUUUAAAAUCCAGAUGACAUAAUACAAUAUAGAGGUAAGAUAAAUACAGUGCCUUGCGAAAGUAUUCGGCCCCCUUGAACUUUGCGACCUUUUGCCACAUUUCAGGC